UUUCAAAUCUCAAAUCUCUCUCUCUCUCUCUCUCUCUCCCUCUCUCUGGAUCUCAUCUAUUUCUCCUCUUGAUCUCUCCUCUUGAUCUCUCCUCUCCCAACCUCUUCUUCCCUACACCUUGCUACAUCUCUGUAACCCCAAUCUUAAAAAUCUAUAAAAACAUGUCCUCAAAUGUUGAACACAAGUGGUUGUUGGAUGAGAAAGAUUAUGAAGCACUACAACAAAUUCAAGAUAUCACAAGCAACGCUGACGAGAUCCAACCACUAAUUCUGACUGAAAUUCUGUCAACGAAUGCUAAUGUUGAAUAUUUACAACAGCAUGGCCUUGAUGGCUCUACUGACUCUUCAACUUUCAAAAAACUUAUACCUCUUGUCUCUUACGAACAAUUACAACCUUAUAUAACUCGUAUUGCAGAAGGUGAUGAUUCCCCAAUCCUAUGCUCAAACCCGAUCACAGGGUUCUUUGUAAGCUCUGGGACAUCUGGGGGAGAACCCAAGUUAGUUCCAAUAUAUGAACAAGAGUUUGAGAGAAGGUUGUCUUUUUUCAACUAUUUGAUGGCAAGGACGAAACAAUUGUUUCCAAAUAUCAAUUGUUACAAUGAUAAAGCAAUGAACUUUCACUUUGCAAAGCCUGAUCAUAAGACAAAAGCUGGAAUUCUUGUUAGUUCUGUAUUUACAAGACUGCUCAAAACAUCAUUAAAUCUCAAAAGUAUAGCAACUGGGAAUAACGCAAUCCCUGAUGACAUUCUUCUCUGCACGGACACAUACCAAAGCUUAUACUGUCAGCUUCUUUGUGGGCUCUACCAAAACGACCUAGUUUUUCAAGUUGGUUCAAUUUUCGCUUCUGGGUUGCUUCACGUUUUUAAGUUCCUUGAAAAUCAUUGGGCUGAUUUGGUUAGUGAUAUACGUACAGGAAGUAUUAAUAACCCCAAAAUUACAGACUUAUCACUGCGAGAAUCAGUUAUGAAGAUUCUUGUAAAACCCAAUCCUCAACUUGCAGAUUUGAUUGAAACUGAAUGUAGCAAAGGAACAUGGAAAGGAAUAGUUAGAAGAUUGUGGCCAAACACUAAAUAUAUUAAGGCUAUUGCCACAGGAAGCUUGUCACAAUACAUUCCAUUGCUAAAUUACUACACAAACAAUCUCCCUAUUUUUUCUGACCAUUAUGGUUCUACUGAAUGUUUACUUGGCUUAAAUUUAGAUCCAAUAUGUGACCCUAAUGAAACCUCCUACACUUUGAUUCCUACCAUGGCGUAUUUCGAGUUCUUACCAAUGGAUACGACAAAUAUCAACGGCGAAGUGACUCAAGAAUUAGUUGAUCUUGUUGAUGUCAAGUUAGGACAAGAAUAUGAGCUGGUCAUCACCACUUUCGCUGCUAAGGGACACGUGUAACCUUUUUAGACAGUCAAGGCAUUCACGUACGUGGCGUACUUUUAGGCGGUUCAAACGUACGUGAAACGUGUCCAACGUUCCCUCUGUCAGACUUUUGCGAAGUUCACUCUCGUCCCUACGUGAAACGUGUCCAACGUUCCCUCUGUCAGACUUUUGCGAAGUUCACUCUCGUCCCCUUCUUCCCGUUAAAGACUCUCCUCCAUGCACUUCCUCGCACUCAUCCAUCAAAACACACAAUUUACUUCAAUCCUCUCUUCCUCUUAUUCGUCCUGUGUUCUGAGCCCUUAUAAGCCCUUUGUUUCUAUUCCCUGUACUUACGAGUGCACGUUAGUACCAGGGAAGCUGUGUUAACCUUGGGGAGCAAACGACAUAACGAUUAGCACCACGGUCAGCCGAAAUUGCUUUCAGGGCAGUGGUUCGUCACGGCACAGCAAUCACAGCAAUAAUUCUGAUCGACCUUACCUUCUAACAGGAACGAGUGUGUUUAUAAACUUAAUUUUCAAAAGUUGAAACCAUAUACAUUUACGCCUCUUUGUAACUUGCAACUUCAUUUUUUAUUUUCGCUUUCAAAAUUCGACCUAUUUUCUUUUUUUUGGAGAGCCUCUUUAACCAAUGCAACCCUGAACUCUUUGUUGCCAUUUAAGGACCAAAAUAGAAAGUUAUCUCCUUUUGUCAGAACGACAUGGGUUGGUAGAGUUCUUGUGAUGUAGUUCUAAGCCUCUUGUUCCUUGUCAUUGAGAGGCCUUCUUGUGGUUAAUCUCCAUAAUUCUCUUAAGUCGAGGUCCCAUGUUUCUUCAAUUGUUGCCGAAUGAUUAUUUAAUAAAGCAUAAAAUCCAGGAAAGCUUUUGCUCAA
This is a messenger RNA of Cucumis melo (muskmelon), 2241 nucleotides long. RefSeq names its product indole-3-acetic acid-amido synthetase GH3.5-like. The transcript has 3 exons. Bases 162 to 1388 code for a protein of 408 amino acids. Gene Ontology annotation, molecular function: indole-3-acetic acid amido synthetase activity. Gene Ontology annotation, cellular component: cytoplasm. The record is from RefSeq and is a predicted model, not a curated record. NCBI's taxonomy places the organism in Eukaryota, Viridiplantae, Streptophyta, Magnoliopsida, Cucurbitales, Cucurbitaceae.